Bubalus bubalis (water buffalo) is the source of this 2355-nucleotide messenger RNA. It is a transcript of the gene CHIC1, whose product is annotated as cysteine rich hydrophobic domain 1. The record is from RefSeq and is a predicted model, not a curated record. Lineage: Eukaryota; Metazoa; Chordata; Mammalia; Artiodactyla; Bovidae. The transcript is spliced from 6 exons. Bases 541 to 1194 code for a protein of 217 amino acids.
AAAUGUUAAUAAAAAUGCCUCCCAGGGUGUGGCAAAGUUCUGCAGCAAGUCUUUUAAACUGUAAUGCUGAACAAGUGUAAGGGAUUGGUGAAUAUUUUAAGAUAUAUGAUGCAAAGUUCUAACCUCACUUUUAUAGAAUAUCCUUUCUUUGCACUGGAGGCAAAUCGGGUAAUAAUACCAUUAUUAAUUAGUAGGAAGUAAAAUCAGAAGAUACAUCCCUGGGAGACAAGCAGCAGAAGCCCAAACAGCAGUAUUAAGAGCAGCACCCGCAUACCGGACCUCGAUAAUUCCCUGGAGUUCACCUCUAACGUCCCUUUUCCCUUGGAGCCGCGCAAGCGUACACUGAUUUUGCUCCUCUCUCCCUUGUGCCCUCGCCUCCCCCCGCCACCCCCACGUCCACCCCACCACGCAGGCGCAUCUCCUUAAAUCCAGUCCCUACACCCCUCCUGUUUGCCUGCAUUAAGUUCUCCCUCCUCUUUCUGCACCUCAGCAGGUUCACACUCUUCUCCGUGAGGGUGGCGGCGAUAGAGAGGUCACGUGAUGAGCAUCUUGCUGCCCAACAUGGCGGAGUUCGAUACCAUCUCGGAACUGGAGGAGGAGGAGGAAGAAGAAGCGGCAACGUCGUCGUCGUCGUCGCCGUCGUCGUCGUCGUCGGUAUCAGGGCCUGACGAUGACGAGGAAGAUGAGGAGGAGGAGGAAGAAGAAAACGAAGAGGAGGAGGAGGAAGAAGAGGAGCAGGUGGAGGAAACGCCGCCCCCGCCUCGGGUAGUGAGCGAAGAGCAUCUACGGAGAUAUGCCCCCGACCCUGUAUUGGUGCGGGGCGCCGGCCACAUCACUGUGUUUGGCUUGAGCAACAAGUUUGAUACUGAAUUUCCCUCAGUUCUAACAGGGAAGGUGGCCCCAGAAGAAUUUAAGACCAGCAUUGGCCGUGUGAAUGCAUGUUUGAAAAAGGCUCUCCCAGUCAAUGUGAAAUGGUUGCUCUGUGGUUGUCUCUGCUGCUGUUGCACAUUGGGUUGCAGCCUGUGGCCUGUUAUUUGUCUCAACAAAAGAACCAGAAGAUCAAUUCAGAAGUUGUUAGAAUGGGAAAAUAACAGAUUGUAUCACAAGCUUGCUUUGCACUGGAAGUUGACUAAAAGGAAAUGUGAAACUAGCAAUAUGAUGGAGUAUCUUGAACUUUUGUCAUUUGGAACAUAGAGGUUUCCUUCCACAUUUUUAGGUUUGUAGCCAACAUAAAAUAUCUUGAAAGCUGACAAUUAUUUAUAUCUUAGAAAAACUUUAGCUACUAUGCUCAGAUGAAAACAUGGUAAAACCUUAAUCUUCUUCUAACGCGGGUGCAAACCAUAACACAUGUUGAUAGGCACAGAUGAACAAAUAUUCCUAAAUGUAAUCUUGUCAAAACUUACAUAAAAUAGGAAUUGACUUCUGGAUUCAUAUUCCUGGCUUUUUUUUCCCCUUAGCUGAUAUUUAUUAAUAGCUUUCAGUGAAGAAUCUAUAGAUUCUAAUUUUUUUAAACUGAAAGAUCUGCGAUCUUAGUUACAACGCAUAAAGUCAUAUAUAGCCAAUGUGACAAAUUGAGUAUCAUUAACAUUCAAAAGAAUAUGAAAUUUAUCCAAACUUUAAGUUGCUGCCAUGUAAUAUAUAUUUAAUAAUAAACAUUCCAUUUCUAUUUCAUAAGUAAGGAUUAUUAUGUAUCUUUCUCCACUUUGAAUAGUUUUGAGGAUAAUGAGCAAAUGACCACAAAUCUAAAAUUCUCUGUAGGUAAAACCUUGUAUAAAUUAUUGUAACUUUAUGUAACUUUAUAAAUAUAUUGUUUUUAUUCCCAAACCUUUUUUAAAUUAAAAUGUUUUAAUCAAUCCAUUUGAACACUAUUUUUUACAAAAAAGCUUCUAAAAGAUAGUAAUACUCAACCAAUAUCAGCUGUUUUAAUUGAAAAAUAUAUAAAUGUAAUAUAAGUGAAGGUAUUUUUUUCUAAUCCUAAUAAAUUUUUGUUAGAGAUUCUAAUAAAAUUUGUAUCCUUCCCAUUUAAUCCCUUCCACUUUGCUACAAAAAAAGGGAACCAAGGGAAAAUGGGAAAGACAUUAAAAUAUAAUAGGGUUUGCUUUUCUGUUAACUAAAUGGUUACUGUAAAUCAGAUAAUAAAAACUAUGAGCUAUAGCAAGUAAUUAUGUUUUUCAGUUUAAUUGCCAAUCUAACGAUAACUUGUGGUAAGUUCCUUUUGUAACUGUUUUAUAUAUUUCACUUGCUUUAUAGUAUAAGACUAAAACAUAGUCCUGUAAGAAAUGAUUAUAGACUUUUUGGGUUAUGUAUAAGUUACAGUAAAUGAAAAUUUUGUCAAUAUAUUCUUGUUUAUUUUUA